Pyrus x bretschneideri (Chinese white pear) is the source of this 2331-nucleotide messenger RNA. RefSeq names its product WD repeat-containing protein WDS homolog. Gene Ontology annotation, molecular function: protein binding. NCBI's taxonomy places the organism in Eukaryota, Viridiplantae, Streptophyta, Magnoliopsida, Rosales, Rosaceae. The coding region runs from base 629 to 2197 and encodes 522 amino acids. The transcript is spliced from 5 exons. The record is from RefSeq and is a predicted model, not a curated record.
GAUAAAACCAGACGAUAAACUGAUAAACUGGUAAACUGGGACCCGGUUUUCUUCCUCAAAACGUCGGCGAAAGACGUGUCAAGAUUUUCAGGUACUUCCAUAGAUCUCUCUGCUCUCUGUAUAUUUUCUCGUAGUCGUUCACUCUGUCGAUCUCUCCCAUUGACUGCCACUUUACUGCUUCCCAGAAUUCCAAUCCACCCUCACAAAUUUACUACUUCUUCCAUUUCCUCCCCACCAAUCCAAUCCAAUCCAAUCUUCCCACCGCCAAAGAUUCAUACUGGUUUUCGAAUUAUCGUUUUUUCUUCUUCUUCGAGCUCGAAGCUUUUCCGGGUACGUUGAAUUUUUACGACUAGCAUCGUCAGCCAUGGCGGUUUGUUUUAACUACCAUUUGAAGGUUUUUGGGUAUUGAGCCAUUUCGGUUGGAUACCAUUUUUGGGUUGGUUUCCGUAUUUUUGGGCUUGUGGGUUAUGGUGGUAAAGCUGGUAAUUGCAGUUGGCGUAUAAGUGCUUUUUCAGAAAGGGCUUUUGGGCAUUGAGAAUUGAGCUCUUCUGUUGUACAGAAAUGGGGAGACUGUAAAAGGCUAGGAAGUUCAUCAAACCAUCUUAGGAUUUCCCGAACUCCAUUGCUGAUGGAGGGUUCGCCUAGGCUUGGCUCAAAAGGCCUAAUUAGGAAACAUGAGUUUGUAAGGAUAAUUAUUCAAUGUCUGCUUUCAAUUGGCUAUGAGAAGUCUGCUUCAUGCUUGGAGUUGGAGUCUGGCAUUUCAUGCAAAUCCGAUGAUUUUCAAAUGCUGGAAUCACAGAUAUCAAGUGGGAAUUGGGAUGGUUGUGUUGAUACCCUGAAUACCAUCAGUGAUUUGACAGAUGAUACGAGAGCUGCUGCUUUGUUUCUUGUAUUCAAACAAUGUCUUUUGGAGUCUUUGAAAUGUGGGGAUGACAAAUUGGCUCUGGCCAUUUUGCAGAAAGAGGUGUCAACAUUACAUGUAGACAGAGGGAAAGUUCAUAAGCUUGCUCGCAGUAUCCUGUCAUCGAAGGAAAUGGAGCAGAGCAAAAUAGAUGAUAUUGCUGUUUGUGAGUUGCGUAAAAAACUAUUGCAAGAAUUAGAAAAAUUGCUUCCUCCACCAAUCACACUGCCCGAGAACAGGUUGGAACAUCUGGUUGAAACUGCUGUUUUGUCCCAGAUUGAUUCAUGUAUGUAUCACAAUUUGUCGGAUGCGGUUUCACUUUAUGCUGACCAUUUCUGUGGUAGGGAUCAGAUCCCCACUGAAACUGUUCAGAUUUUGACUGAGCAUAAGAAUGAAGUUUGGUUUGUACAAUUUUCUAAUAACGGGGAGUAUUUGGCCUCUUCAUCAAGUGAUUGCGCGGCCAUCAUAUGGAAGGUGCUGGAGGACAGUAGGGUGGCAUUACAACAUACUCUGAGGAGUCACCAGAAACCGGUAUCCUUUCUAGCAUGGAGCCCCGAUGACUCAAAGUUGCUUACAUGUGGAAAUGUUGAAGUUGUCAAACUAUGGGAUGUGGAAACAGGUACAUGCAAGCAUACAUUUGGGGAUCUCGGCUUCAUUGUCAGCUCAUGUGCUUGGUUUCCCGACUCAAAGCGACUUGUGUGUGGCAGUUCCGACCCUGAAAAGGGCAUCUACAUGUGGGAUUGUGAUGGCAACGAGUUGAAAGCAUGGAGAGGGAUGAGGAUGCCCAAGAUUUUAGAUCUUGCUGUGACACCAGAUGGGGAAAAUCUUAUCAGCAUUUUCUCUGAUAAAGAAAUUCGAAUUUUAAAUGUGGGAACAAAUGCAGAACGUGUCGUUUCUGAAGACAAUUCUAUCACAUCCCUUUCAAUUUCUGGAGACAGUAAGUUCUUUAUUGUCAACCUAAAUAGCCAGGAGAUUCAUAUGUGGGAUGUCGCUGGGGAAUGGGAGAAGCCGCUGAAGUUUACGGGCCACAAGCAAAGCAAGUAUGUGAUACGCUCCUGCUUCGGUGGAUUGAACAGCACAUUUAUUGCCAGUGGUAGUGAGAAUUCACAGGUAUACAUUUGGAACCGAAGAAAUUCUAAGCCGAUAGAGGUUUUGCGUGGGCAUUCAAUGACUGUGAAGUGUGUGAGUUGGAAUCAUAAGAGACCGCAGAUGCUGGCAUCAGCAAGUGAUGAUCAUACCAUCCGUAUAUGGGGAUCGAGCCGACCUAAUAAGAUUCAACCUCAGAAGCUGAGUUGAAAAGAUCACAUCUCCUAUUUUACAUCCCGUCACCCUCUGUAUAUAUGGCUUUUGUUCUUUUCAAGCUCCUAUUUGUUAAUGAGUGUGAAUAUAUAUGUUUUUUGAAAAUUUUGGUGUACAUUUCCACUUUGAGA